This is a messenger RNA of Parus major (Great Tit), 2698 nucleotides long. It is a transcript of the gene SFRP4, whose product is annotated as secreted frizzled related protein 4. Gene Ontology annotation, molecular function: Wnt-protein binding. The record is from RefSeq and is a predicted model, not a curated record. Gene Ontology annotation, biological process: canonical Wnt signaling pathway; non-canonical Wnt signaling pathway. Lineage: Eukaryota; Metazoa; Chordata; Aves; Passeriformes; Paridae. The coding region runs from base 655 to 1695 and encodes 346 amino acids. The transcript has 6 exons. Gene Ontology annotation, cellular component: cytoplasm.
CCCCCGUCUGUCCGCCGUCCGCUUCCCGCCUCUCCCCGUCCGUGCCGAGCUCAUGGAGGGAAUUCUGCAACCCCCUGGAGGCAUCGGGAACAGCCGCCGGUGCUCUCUCAAGCCCGCAAAAAGUUUCUUCUCCCCUGAGAAAACGCGGUGUAUAAAGUUGGGCCUCACGGGAAGAAGCCGCGGCUCCGACCGUCGCCCUCCCUCUCCCCGCGCCGGAGCGCAGAGCCUCCCGGCAGAACCGUGUGGUUUGUGUUUCCUCCCCUCCGCCCCCCUUCCACCUGAAGGAAUUUAUGACACAGAUGAAAACUGAAACGGAGCUGGAGCGGCGGCCGAGAGACGCAGUGAUGUCGCCGGGGGAUUAAACGGGGUGGAGGUGAUGUCACCGUGCCUGCACAGCAAAACGCACACAUACACGCACACCCCCCCACCCCCCGGAGGAGCGGGGCUGCCAAGGGAGCGCGAUCGGCCCCACGUCACUCGUGCCACUGGUAUAAAUGCGGUCCCGCGAUGUCCAUGGCUGUCGGCGCGGCGGCUCCCGCCACUUGACUGCAGCAGGGCUCCGGGAGGCAGCGCCGCUCCGCGCCCUUCGGCCGCCGGGACCCGCGGGGCGGCGGCGGGCGGCGGCGGACAAGGAGGAGAAGGAGGAGGAAGAGGAUGCUGCGCGCCUUGGUGGCGGUGUCCCUGUGGCUGCGGGUGAGCCCGCGGGCGCAGGGCGCGCCGUGUGAGGCGGUGCGCAUCCCCAUGUGCCGCUCCAUGCCCUGGAAUAUCACCCGCAUGCCCAACCACCUCCACCACAGCACCCAGGAAAACGCCGUCCUCGCUAUCGAACAGUACGAGGAGCUGGUGGCCACCGGCUGCAGCCCGGUCCUGCCCUUCUUCCUCUGCGCCAUGUACGCCCCCAUCUGCACCCUGGAGUUCCUCUACGACCCCAUCAAGCCGUGCCGCUCCGUGUGCCAGCGCGCCCGCGACGGCUGCGAGCCCAUUAUGCGCCGCUACAACCACAGCUGGCCCGAGAGCCUGGCUUGCGACGACCUCCCCGUCUACGACCGCGGCGUCUGCAUCUCCCCAGAGGCCAUCGUCACCGACGUGCCGGAGGAUGUGAAGUGGACGGACUUCACGCAGGGCUUUAUGGUGCCGGACAGACCCCUGGAGCCUGACUGCAGGAGCCGCGGCCAGGAGCGGUGCAGGUGCAAAAAGACAAAGCCUACGCUGUCAACCUACUUGGCCAAGAACUACAGCUACAUCAUUCACGCUAAAGUAAAAAGCGUAGAAAGAGGGAACUGCAAUGAGAUAACGACUGUGGUUGAAGUCAAAGACAUACUCAAGUCUUCAACGCCAAUUCCUCUGUCCCAAGUGCCUCUUCUUACAAAUUCCUCCUGCCAGUGCCCGCCUCUUCAACCAAAGCAGGAUGUUCUCAUCAUGUGCUAUGAGUGGCGCUCAAGGUUGAUGCUUCUUGAUGGAUGUCUAGUUGAAAAAUGGAAGGACCAACUAAACAGAAGAUUUAAGAGGUGGGAACAGAGACUCCAAGAGCAAAAGCGGCGAACUGCACGCAGUAAGAACCAGAAUUCAGGACGCAGUGGUCAGAGUGGAGCCCUGAAACCACAAACCAAGAACACCAACCCACUGAUCAGUGGCCCCAAAAAGGCCAUUAAAAUAAGAAAUGGCCAGAAAGAAAUCAACCCAAAAAAAGUAUGAGUGUGAAAUUCCCAAAAGGAAGGACUUUCCAUGCACGACAAGGGUCACAAUCUGGCUUGGUCAGCAUGUUUUAUUAAUCCGGAACUCAUUGACCUAAAAAAUCCUGUCAGUUUCUACAUAGACCUUUUUGCUGCACUUUACUGUUACAAGGUUUGCUUAUCCUUUCAAGUCACUGCAAGCCAUAGAGCAUAGGUUUGCACUUAUAUGAGGUAGGCAUACUCCAGCUGACUGAGCUUUAUCUUUGGGCUCUGAUUUCCCAUCUAGAUAGAGGUAGCCUUGGCUGCCAGAGGUUUUGACUCCUUGUACCAGUUGCCUGGUCUGCUUCCUUGCCAGAUGCUGGAGAGCUGCAUGGAGUUUCUCCUCAGCUGGUAUAGCAUUAGUCUGUGAGUUAGUCUCUGAAUUCGUUGAGAGCUCACUAGACUCAGCAGCUGAGCAGCAGCAGAAGGAUGGUAACCUCUGGCAGAUAUCUCAGGCAGCAAUGACUGCAGCUGCUGGAGCUGAACCUAUCUUCUGUUUGGAAUCACAGCCCUUGUUCAGAAUGUUCAAAAGCAUAGUUUACCAUUAAGCAUUUGGGUAUGCAUUAUGUGAUUAUUUUUAUGUUUGUGCCAAAAAUAUUCUUACAGUGAUAGUAUUUGAUCUUGUGGGUUUGUGUAGUAAAAAUGCAUUCAAAGCAGACAUUUAAUUUUUUUAUUGUACUUCAGGCUGGCUUCUGUUGUUCUAAUUUCAAAUAUAUUUAAACAUAUAAUUGAAAAAUCCGUAUUGUUUUGAAAGGACAGAUUAAAGUGAACAGAUCUGUAGACUUCUUAAAAGCAACACCUUUGCUGUAAUAUAGCUUAGCUAUGAAAACUGGAAUAGAAGCUUUAUUCUAAAGAUAACUGCCAGCUACUGUACAGUAUUAAGGAGAAGACAGGGCUUCAAAUGGCUCAGUAAUCUUUUGGAUAACUUUUUAUCAUUUGAUACCAUAUUUCUAACCUUCCUCUGAUUAGAUAAAUAAAUCAAUCAA